This is a messenger RNA of Oldenlandia corymbosa var. corymbosa, 3529 nucleotides long. The record is from the annotation of a GenBank genome assembly. NCBI's taxonomy places the organism in Eukaryota, Viridiplantae, Streptophyta, Magnoliopsida, Gentianales, Rubiaceae.
AAAAAAAAGAGAGGUUAUUUUUAAGUCUAACACUCCAACUCCAGUGUUCAUAGAAGGCAAAACUCCUUAAAUCAGAUAGUUGGAUGAAGAAAUGUACCCAAGCACUUCACAUUUCACAACCACACAUGAGCAUUAUAAUUAUGUUCACAACUUUUUCAUUACAUUAUUAAACAUAAGGGUAACUAAAACCAAACCAAAGUACCAAACCAAACCGAACUUGUAAGGAAGCUCAUUUGGCCAUUUAAUGUCCACGUCUAGAGCAAAAACUAGAAUGACCCCAUUAGGCCAUUACAGUGGUUUUGGAUGAAUCACCAAUAGUAGUAAUAGUAAUGUAGUAUAUCCCUCAAAUUAAUGCUUUGCCUCUUUGCCCAAAUGCCAAAGUGAUGAGAUUUGAGAUGAAAUGAAACCUAUGUUUUCUUUUGUUUUGUUUUUUUUUUUAUUAAAGUGUGUGUGUGUGUGAACUGUGAGGUAAAGAUUGCAUUUUUUGCAUGGGAAAGUGUGGAAUGCUUUGAAUGAGGCAUUGAAUGCUUCACCGCCCACCCAACUUCCCCACCGAUUCAUUAAUAAGCCAGUGAAGGAAGGAAAGAGCUCCCUCACCCUUCAUUUCUGUCACUCCCCUGUUUUUCUCCCAAUCUUUUUCCUUUCUUUGCCCAUCAGAAUCUUUACAGUGAAAAAAGCCUUCUUUGAAGAAAUGGCUGACAAGAGGAUUGAUGUAGUUGAGGAUGAUGAAAAUGUGAACCCCUGCAUGAGAACUGCAGAGACUCUGCUCAGACUUUUGCCUGUGACUCUCUCUGUGGUGGCACUUGUUGUCAUGCUCAAGGACUCCCAGUCUAAUGAAUAUGGAUCCCUUACCUACUCUGACUUGGGAGCUUUCAGGUAUUUGGUACAUGCCAAUAGCGUCUGUGCUGGUUAUUCCCUCUUGUCAGCCAUUGUUGUAGCUGUUCCUCGCCCUUCCACCAUGUCUAGAGCUUGGAUUUUCUUCCUCCUCGACCAGGUUCUGACAUAUGCAAUUCUGGCUGCUGGAGCGGUGUCAACAGAGGUGGUGUAUUUGGCAUACAAAGGAGAUUCAGCUGUGACAUGGAGUCAAGCUUGCGGAUCAUUCAAUGGUUUUUGUAGAAAAGCCACGGCUUCAGUAGCCAUCACUUUCGUUGUGGUGCUCUGUUAUGCAGGGCUGUCCCUGAUAUCUUCUUACAGAUUGUUCAGCAAAUACGAGGCCCCUAUUGCCCACAAGAACAAAGGGAUCGAAAUUGCAGCUUUCCAAGGUUGAUUUGCCACUCUGCAAACCUAGCUUAAUUCCCUCCUACCUAUAUAGCCUAGAAAAACUUGCCAAAAUCAAAAUAAUGUUGUUCGUGUGCAUGUUGCUAAAAAAAAAAGCCUCUUGUUGAUGUUGUAUAACCUCAAAAUAUAUGUGUUGAGAUCGUUCAGCUGGUGUUUAGCAAAUAGAGGUCUCACGAAAAUGAAGUGAAUCGUUGUGCUUUCUCCCUUUCUUGAAGUUUGGUAAUCUUCCCACGAAAGAUCUAAUCUAAACGUCCAUCUUGAAAAAUGAUUAUGGUUACUGUUCUGUGACUAUGGUUUUGUAUUCAUGUCUCUAGGUCGGAAACUGACAGUUCAAAAAAGAGUACUUUCAAACGACGCUACAAUUAUUUCCAAUUCAUGGUUGAUACUGUUUCCGACCCAAUCUCUCCUCUCUUUGACUAAAUAACCCGCUAGCCAUUAUUGGGAGUAAAGUAUCACCAAUUUUCUCCCUAUUAUUCUUGCUAUUUUUUAUAUACUCUCUCAAGUCUCAGCAUUCCACGAAAUUUUAUGCCUAUCAGAUGAAACAUAAGUAUUAAUGCAACUUAAAGGUUUCUGUUAAGAUUGAUAUAACUUCAUAGUAUUAGACAAAGUUUGAUAUCUUUUUAUUGUGCAGUUCAGUAAGUAGUAAUUCCUAGACGUAAAGAACCUAUUUAUUGAAUGGACUAAAAUGAUCUUUUAAUAACCAACACAAUCUUCGCACUAAGUGUCAACCAAUCCGAAUUUAUAGACAUAAGUUGGAAAACCCCGUAACUCAACUUCAAAGAGAAGCAUGAUGAUCUAUAGAAAAGAGACCAAGCUACCAUAAUCGCCUAACAUAAAGCAAAUUGAUUCAUAUCACCAAACCCACAUCAAAAGCUUCUUUUGCAUUAGAAUCCAAGCAGGCAACCAUAGAGCAAGAAGGCAAACGACAUCACAGAUGCGACGAGUAGUUAACACAAAGAUCAAGUGACCAACACUGCAGUAGAUAUUGUCUUUGCAACUUCAUCCAGAAUUUCAGAAUUAGCUAGCUGGAGGUUUGUACCAUACAAAUGUUCCAGAUAUAGACCGCAAUCCAUUCCAUUAGACUAAUAUAGUACAUAACACAAUCAUCAAACUAGAGGAUUUGAGUGCAUGAGGUCGGCAUCUGAUCUCAGUUCAGCGAGCUUCAUACUGCACAACUGCAUUGCAAAAAUACAAGUUAAAAUAUAUUAGCACCCAGAAGUUACCGUCAUCAUCAGCUUCUAUAGUAAAAAAAGGUAGUACAGACUGAACUUCAUCAACAUCCAAAUUGCACAUUUUUAAUAUGCUACUAGUACUUGAGAACUUCUGCAGAUUAUUAAAUCCAAAAGACGAUAAGCAGCCAAUGACUCCAAUCACAAACUUCUCUAAACAACUAGUGGGUUGAACUGAAAAUUCAGGUUUACAAUAUAUAUAGCUGGGAAUCACAGAUGAAGCAACAGAACUUGAUUUACCAAAUAAGCACCAGAUUAUCCAUCCAUAAGCCAUUUUAAAUUUCAGUUUUACAAUAUAUAGCUGGGAAGCAGAGACGACUCAACGAAAUCUGACUUAACAAGUAAGCACCAGUUACCAAUCCAUAAGCCAUUUUCGUCAUGCAUUCUAAUUACACUUGUUAAUAUCGCAAACAAAGUGGGAGGGGGGGGGGGGAUCAGGAACAAUGCGAAGAACAUAAGAUCCUAAAGGCACAAGAAAAUUGAUAAUCUCCAACCAUGCUAAACUACCAGGAGAAAAUUGCUAAACCAUGUAAAAAAAUCCUCUUUGACAAACCAAGCAUCUAAACAAAAACCCUAAAGUAAUCCAAUAAAAUUUCCCAAAAAAAACUUAAACGAAUUGGAGCAGCAGAAACAGGUCAAAAUCAGGUGAGGAAAAAAACCCCAAGAAACUUACUUCUGCGGGUGCGCUUCUUGUAAAGAAUACGGUAGCCGCACUCCCUGCACUGAAUCACAUCCCCUUGCUUCAGGGUGUUCUCCUGUCCGCAAUCUAACAACAAUUUCCACCCAGAAUUUCACAUAAAUAUCAUACAGUUUCAAGGGGAAAAAAACAGCAAAAGAUCCCUUUAGCAUCAUCACUAAUUACACAAACAUACCUCCGCAGACGUACGUUACUGGCUCAGGCUGGGGCUGAGAAUCCAUUGAAAAAUUGACUGCAAAAACCAAAAUUAGUGAACUCUGUGUUAGGGCUUUUUCCGGUAUAACAACGCUUUGAAAAGGAAAAAUAUCAAUUCGGAGAAAAUAAU